Oreochromis niloticus (Nile tilapia) is the source of this 4810-nucleotide messenger RNA. It is a transcript of the gene grm6b, whose product is annotated as glutamate receptor, metabotropic 6b. Gene Ontology annotation, biological process: G protein-coupled receptor signaling pathway. NCBI's taxonomy places the organism in Eukaryota, Metazoa, Chordata, Actinopteri, Cichliformes, Cichlidae. The transcript has 11 exons. Gene Ontology annotation, molecular function: G protein-coupled receptor activity. The record is from RefSeq and is a predicted model, not a curated record. Gene Ontology annotation, cellular component: membrane. The coding region runs from base 711 to 3413 and encodes 900 amino acids.
AUCGCUGCUCAUCUAAUCUCUCAAAGUGACGGAGGUCCAUCAUCCUGGUGUGUGUGUUGCAGGGGGGAGGGUUCUGAAUUUGGUUCAGCUGUAUGAAAAAAAGGGCUAGUCCACCUAGUGCUUUCUUCACAGACGCCUGCAUGAUAAUCCCAAUCUGUGGCCAUUAGAGUGCAGAGAGAACGAGCAAGGAGAGGGUUCAUGAGAGAGAGAGAGAGGGAGGGAGGGGGUGCCCAGACAGAGGCGCGCUCAAAGGGAAAAAGAACGAGAGAGAGAGAGGGAGUGUGUGUGAGAGGGCUUUUAAGGGAUUUGGCGGUGAUUUGUAGAAUCUCACUGCUGUAAUGUUGCACUUUUCUCUCAUUCUCACAUGAUAUUAUACCCCCCCCCUCCAAAAAAAAAGCUCCAGAACUCAGUGUUUUCAUUUUGUUUUACUAAACCACAACAAUUUUUUUUGUUGGACCAUUGUUUUUAGAGUGUCUUUGGUUAUUUUUGAGAGUGCACACAGACUGACUGAGAUGACAGAGGAUUUACGAUCAGUCAGGAGAGGAGAGCCUUGCUUCCAGAUAUAAUAAUCACAUUUUGGACCCUGGAUGGAGGCCUGCGUGGAAGAGUUUGUGUGAUGGACAAAAUCAAGGCUGGUCCAUGAAGAAUGGGCAGGUGUCAAAGGUAGAGGGAGUGGCCCAGUGCUGUCAGUACCUCUGCUGGUCAUCAUCAUGAUAUCAGAGGUCCUCUCAUCCCAUCAGUGCUCCUGGUUUGGUACGUCAUAUGGAUACAAACCAUGGCUUCGGUUGCUUUGGGUUCUACUGGUGGGUUUCAGUCCAGCCUCACGUGCCCAGCAGGGCACCCAGCCUCAGUCCAUCAAAAUCGAAGGCGACAUCACCCUGGGCGGCCUCUUCCCUGUGCAUUCUCGGGGUCCGGCUGGGGUACCCUGCGGAGAGAUCAAGAGAGAGAAGGGGAUCCAUCGACUGGAGGCCAUGCUCUAUGCCUUGGACCAGAUCAACAGCGAUCCCGAGCUGCUGCCUAACAUCACACUUGGGGCUCGGAUCCUCGACACCUGCUCCAGAGACACGUAUGCCCUGGAACAGUCGCUCACCUUUGUCCAGGCCCUCAUCCAGAAGGACAACUCGGAUGUGCGCUGCUCAAACGGAGAGCCUCCGAUCAUCCCAAAACCGGAGAGGGUGGUCGGGGUGAUUGGUGCGUCUGGAAGUUCGGUGUCCAUCAUGGUGGCCAAUGUACUCAGACUGUUUGCGAUCCCCCAGAUCAGCUAUGCGUCGACUGCCCCAGAGCUGAGCGACAACAGCCGCUACGAGUUCUUCUCCCGUGUGGUGCCUCCUGACUCCUACCAGGCUCAGGCCAUGGUGGACAUAGUCAAGAACAUGGGCUGGAACUAUGUGUCCACGCUGGCAUCUGAGGGCAACUACGGAGAGAGCGGAGUGGAUGCCUUCCUCCAGAUCUCCAGAGAAGCAGGAGGACUGUGUAUUGCACAGUCCAUAAAGAUUCCACGAGAGCCCAGACCAGGGGAGUUUGAUAAAAUCAUCAAGAGACUGAUGGAGACCUCCAAUGCUCGCGGGGUUAUCAUCUUUGCCAAUGAAGACGACAUCAAACGGGUGUUGCAGGCUGCCAAAAAGGCCAACCUGACAGGCCACUUCCUAUUUGUUGGAUCGGAUAGUUGGGGAUCCAAAAACUCUGCGAUUGAAGACCAGGAGGAGGUGGCUGAGGGUGCUGUCACCAUCCUGCCUAAAAGAGCCUCCAUUGACGGGUUCGACCAGUACUUCACUUCGAGGUCGCUGGAGAACAACAGGAGAAACAUCUGGUUUGCAGAAUUCUGGGAGGAUGACUUCAAGUGCAAACUAACUCGCCCUGGGAUAAAAUACGAUCCUGGUAGAAGAAAAUGUACAGGUGAAGAAAGAAUCAGCCGAGACUCUCAGUAUGAACAGGAGGGCAAGGUGCAGUUUGUGAUUGAUGCUGUGUACGCCAUGGCCCACGCCUUGCACAGCAUGCACCUGGACCUCUGUGCUGGCUCCAUGGGUGUGUGCGAAAAGAUGGACCCCGUAGAUGGACGCAUGCUCCUCCAGUACAUUCGCUCUGUAAACUUCAAUGGUAGCGCAGGAACUGGAGUGAUGUUCAAUGAGAAUGGAGAUGCUCCGGGUCGAUAUGACAUCUUCCAGUACCAGAUGUCCAAUGUCAGCAAUCCUGGCUACAAGAAUAUCGGCCAGUGGACAAACCAUCUUCGCCUCAAUCCGGAGGAGAUGCAGUGGUCAGGCGGUGACCGUAAAAUUCCAGAGUCGGUGUGCAGUUUUCCCUGCGAGUCUGGCGAGAGGAAAAAGAUGGUCAAGGGUGUUCCCUGCUGCUGGCACUGCGAGCUCUGUGAUGGCUACCAGUAUCUGCUGGAUGAAUUCACCUGUGACAUGUGCCCAUUCGACAUGAGGCCCUUGGAGAACCGCACGGGAUGCCGCCCUACACCAAUCAUCAAGCUGGAGUGGAGCUCCCCCUGGGCCAUCAUCCCCGUCUUCUUGGCCAUCCUGGGCAUCUUAGCAACCACCGGAGUCAUUGUCACCUUCAUCCGCUUCAAUGACACACCCAUUGUCCGGGCUUCUGGGAGAGAGCUCAGCUAUGUGUUGCUGACAGGAAUCUUCCUCAUCUACCUCAUCACCUUCUUCAUGAUUGCAGAGCCCAGUGUGGCAAUAUGCGCCUUCCGCCGCCUGUUUUUGGGGCUCGGGAUGUGCAUCAGCUACGCCGCCAUGCUGACGAAGACCAACCGGAUCUACCGCAUCUUUGAACAGGGCAAGAAGUCGGUCACACCUCCUAAGUUUAUCAGCCCCACCUCUCAGCUCAUCAUUACUUUUAUACUCAUCUCAGUGCAGUUACUCGCGGUGUUCAUCUGGUUUGGUGUGAUGCCCCCACACACCAUCAUUGACUAUGAAGAGCAGAAGCCUCCAAACCCAGAGUUUGCCCGUGGAAUUCUCAAGUGCGACAUGUCCGACCUUUCCCUCAUACUGUGUCUGAGCUACAGUAUUGUACUGAUGAUCACCUGCACGGUGUAUGCCAUUAAAAGCAGAGGAGUUCCUGAGACCUUCAAUGAGGCCAAACCAAUCGGCUUCACCAUGUACACCACCUGCAUCAUCUGGCUGGCCUUUGUUCCCAUCUUCUUUGGCACAGCGCAGUCUACAGAGAAGAUGUUCAUCCAAACCACCACUCUGACCGUGUCCAUGAGCCUGAGCGCCACCGUAUCCUUGGGCAUGCUCUAUGUCCCCAAAGUCUACGUCAUCAUCUUCCACCCGGAGCAGAACGUCCAAAAGAGAAAGCGCAGCUUUAAAGCCGUGGUUCAGGCGGCUACCGUGACCACGCACCUGUCCCUGAAGUCCAACGACAAACAGAACGGAGAGUCCAAGGUCGAGCCUGACAGGUCACAGUGACGGGAAUCAAAAUGACAACUGAAGGCAACAAAGAAAUGGUUUGCAAAGAGUGGGAAAAAAUAGCAUUUAAUUAAGCUUUUUGGCUGGAUUGUGUGUGUUUCUUUUUUGAAUCCCCCCUUUUUAUUUUGGAUUGAAAUACCAGCAAAAACAUUUGUGGAUUAUGUUUCUUUUCACACUUAUUUAGAUAAUCAAGAAAGUGAAAGCGCAAAAGAAACCUGAAAGGCUCACUCUACAUCAUCAUGAGUUUGACAGCUUAGCAGGGGUAUGGAAAGGAUGCAGAGCCACUUUGAACGGACUUCAGAAUGAUCUACAUAUAGAUGUGUUGACAUGAAAAUGGAAGACAAUUUAAAAAAAAAUGUUAAGCUUAAAUGGAGACCUUUGCUUAGCAGUAAGAUGUAUGCUUAUGUCAAACCUCAAUGAAACAUCGCUGUUCACAGGCUGCAUGGGCUAUGUGUUUUACGUUUACACGAAUGUUAUUUAUAUAGGCUGUUGUGACCUUUUCUUCUGCUUGCACUGGAAGGAUGUAACUUUUAAAAUGCCCCACCACGUCCUGUCAUGACGACCCCCCGGGCUAGAUACAACAAACCACAAAACUAUAACCACUCACAGCUAAAUCAAUAUCCAGUCACUAAGGAAACACAGCAUUUAAUUAGUCUUAUCACUGCAAUUAUUUUGGCAGAGAAUGGAUUGCUUUUAUUCUGGAAACUGAGUUCAUGAGUGCACAAAGGAUGCAAGUGAUUGUGAACAGGAUGCAUUAUCUUGUACUUGUUACUUUUCAGUUUUCCACGGUGGAAAACAAUGGUUGGCAUUUUCCCCAAAUUGUUUGUCCAAAUAUCAAGCAAACUUGUAUAAAGGUCAGUUUGUAAGGGCUGCAUGCCAAAGCUGUAGACAGGCUACAUUUAUGUUAAUGCAUGGGAACUUCACAAGCAAGCUUCACCUCUUGGCUGCGUUCGAUGUUGUUCCAUGAAAGGUCCUCCAUCUUAACCAGUUCUGCAUUUCUGCAAACAUUAAAAUUCAUUUGACAUUGAAAACGGGGCGGAAUGAGCAAAAAGCCCCAAUUUUAUGUUAUUUUAUUAUUUUUUUGCAAGUAUAUUAUUUGCAGCGUAUUGUUUUUUUUGUUACUUGACCAUGAUGCACAACUCAGGUUUUGACCGAUGUUUUUCUUGAGCCUUUUCCUGUUGUUCUGGCUUCUUCAGUAUAAAUGGAUUCAGCAUUCCUCACAUGCAGGCAGUAUCACUCACAACGCAGGCCGGCUGACAGGUUCAUACCCUUAUGUGAGAAAAUUUUGUUUGUACUGCCCUCUGCAGGGCAGUCCAGGUCAUUGACAUGUUUGUGAUUAAAAGUCGAGAGGAAAUUGUCGAUUGCAAAAGAAUCUUAAUAAAAAAUAUUGUUUAUUA